This is a messenger RNA of Hipposideros armiger (great roundleaf bat), 1737 nucleotides long. Its product is annotated as adhesion G-protein coupled receptor F2. NCBI's taxonomy places the organism in Eukaryota, Metazoa, Chordata, Mammalia, Chiroptera, Hipposideridae. Gene Ontology annotation, cellular component: membrane. The coding region runs from base 1 to 1737 and encodes 578 amino acids. The transcript has 4 exons. The record is from RefSeq and is a predicted model, not a curated record. Gene Ontology annotation, molecular function: G protein-coupled receptor activity. Gene Ontology annotation, biological process: adenylate cyclase-activating G protein-coupled receptor signaling pathway; cell surface receptor signaling pathway.
AUGACAAGAGAGAAGGGAGAGAAGGUGGUCGUGCAUGCAAGUGGAUUUGUGGGCGUGGAGAGUUACAGCACCAUGGCCAACCACAUUCUGAACAGCAAAAGCAUCUCAAACUGGACCUUCAUCCCUGAAAAAAACAGCAGCUGUGUCCUGCUCCACUCAGUCAAUUCCUUUGCCAGAAAGCUACUUGUACAUAAACACUCCAUUGACAUAUCGGAUGUCUUCAUUCAUACGAUAGGCACCACCAUAUCUGGAGAUAACAAUGGAAAGAAUUUAACCUUUUCAAUGAGAGUUAAUGAUACCAACGAUGAUGAGGUCGCUGGGAGGGUGCUGAUCAAUAGAGAUGAACUUCGGAAGUUGCCUUUUCCUUCUCAGAUCAUCAGCAUUGCCUUUCCAACUCUUGGAGCCAUCUUAGAAGCCAGCCUUUUGGAAAAGGUCAUUGUGAACGGGCUUGUCCUGUCUGUCAUUUUGCCCAAGGAACUUGAAAGAAUCUUACUGACUUUCGAAAAGAUCAGCAAGUCAGAGGAGAGCAGAACACAGUGUGUUGGCUGGCACUCUUCGGAGAGCAGAUGGGACCAGCAGGCUUGUCAAAUGAUUCAAGAAAACUCCCAACAAGCUGUCUGCAAAUGUAGGCCAAGCAAGUUGUUUACUUCUUUCUCCAUUCUUAUGUCACCCCACAGCUUGGAGAGCCCCAUCCUGAUUUACAUCACGUACAUAGGCCUGGGCAUUUCUAUUUGCAGCUUGAUCCUUUGCUUGUCCAUCGAGGCCUUGGUUUGGCGCCAAGUGACGAAGACGGAGAUCUCAUAUUUACGCCACUUGUGCAUCGCUAACGUUGCAGCCACCUUGCUGAUGGCUGAUGUGUGGUUCAUCGUGGCUUCCUUUCUUAGUGGUCCCAUGACCCACCACGAUGGAUGUGUGGCAGCAACAUUUUUUGUUCAUUUCUUUUACCUUGCUGUGUUUUUCUGGAUGCUUGCCAAAGCACUCCUUAUCCUCUAUGGAAUCCUGAUUGUUUUCCAUACACUGCCCAAGUCAGUCCUCGUGGCAUCUCUCUUUUCGGUGGGCUAUGGGUGCCCUUUGGUCAUUGCUGUCAUCACGGUGGCUGCCACUGAGCCCGGCAAAGGCUACCUAAGGCCUGAGGCCUGCUGGCUCAACUGGGACAUGACCAAGGCUCUCCUGGCCUUUGUGGUCCCAGCUCUGGCCAUCGUGGUUGUCAACCUGAUCACAGUCACAGUGGUGAUCGUCAAGACCCGGCGAGCUGCCAUCGGCAGUUCCAUGUUCCAGGAGGUGAGAGCCAUUGUGAGAAUCAGUAAGAAUAUCGCCAUCCUCACACCAAUGCUGGGACUGACCUGGGGAUUCGGGAUAGCUGUAGUCAUCAACGACAGAUCCCUGGCCUUCCACAUUCUCUUCUCCUUGUUCAAUGCAUUCCAGAAUGCAGGCUCAGUUUCACAAUCUGAACAAUAUAUGACUAUAAAAGUACAUUCCAGCAAGUCGAAGACCAUUACAGAUCUGUUGAUGCAAACCUGUCCGAAGGAUUUGUCCUGUAUCCUUCAGAACAUCCAGCAUUCUCCCCGGAUCCCGGGAAACAUCGCUGUCAUUGUGCAGCUUCUGCACAACAUAUCCACAGCAGCACUGAGCGACGUCAACAAGGCAAAGAUGCAGGCUGCCAGCAAAAGCAAGGAGGUGUCUGCCAAACCACACGGUAUGUUGGCAGCNGCCUUUUCCUUGCUCGUUGGGUCAUGA